This is a messenger RNA of Capsicum annuum, 4086 nucleotides long. RefSeq names its product leucine-rich repeat receptor-like tyrosine-protein kinase PXC3. Gene Ontology annotation, cellular component: plasma membrane. The transcript is spliced from 2 exons. Bases 1165 to 3819 code for a protein of 884 amino acids. Lineage: Eukaryota; Viridiplantae; Streptophyta; Magnoliopsida; Solanales; Solanaceae. Gene Ontology annotation, molecular function: protein kinase activity; protein binding; ATP binding. The record is from RefSeq and is a predicted model, not a curated record. Gene Ontology annotation, biological process: hormone-mediated signaling pathway; protein phosphorylation.
UCUCGUGACACUGUCAGUUUGAGUUUGUGUACUCAAAUAAGUACUAGUCAUUAGUAGUAGUAACAUAUAGAUUCUCUCUCUCUCUCUCUCUCUCUCUCUUUAAAGUCUCUUUUCAGAAACUCUCAACAUACUUUCCCUCUUUUUCUUUCUAUAGCAAAAACACCUGGCCCAAAAUAAGUUUUUAUUGUACUCCCAUUUUCUCUAUUUGUCCUUGCAACCUUAAUCUUAAGUUUGUUUCUGCAACAUUUUUUGUUCUUUUUUUGGUACUAAGAGUCAGCUCAGCCACUGUUUUUUGUGUUUCUUCUUUGUACUGUACCCCCAUUUUCUCCUUAUAUCUCAUCAUCUUUCUCUAUUUGUCCUUGAAACUGCAACUUUAAUCUUAAGUUUAAUUUGUUUCUGCAACUUUUUUUUGUUCUUUUUUGGUACUCAGCCACUGGUUUUUGUCUUUCUUGUUUUUUAGUGUCUGGUUUUUGUUCAUUCUUGAUUUUUGAUUAGGGUUUUUUUAUAGCUACAUUUUGUUUUUGGAGUAUAAAGAUUGCAAACUUGUACAUUUUUCUUUCUAAACCCUUUUGUUUUUGCAACAUUUUUGGUACUAAGAUUUAGCUUCACCUUAGCUUAGCCACUGGUUUUUGUGUUUCUUGUUUUGUAGUGUUUGUUUUCUCUUCUUUUUGAUAUGGGGUUGAUUCUUGAUUUUUGAUUAGGACUUCUUUAUAGCUACAUUUUGUUUUUUUGAGUUUUAAAGAUUGCAACUUUAUUGUUCUUUUUUUGGUACUAAGAUUCAGCUCACCUUAGCUCAGCCACUGGAUUUUGUGUUUCUUGUUUUGUAGUGUUUGUUUGUGUCUUCUUUUUGCCAUGGGGUUGAUUCUUGAUUGUUGAUAAGGACUUCUUUAUAGCUACAUUUUGUGUUUUGAGUAUAAAGAUUGCACCUUUAGUGUUUCUGUUACAUUUUCAAGAUUCUUGAAAUGGGGUGUUUCAAGUUUGUAUCUUUUUGUGUCUAAACCCUUUAGUUUCUCCUCUAAUUGUCUCUACAAGACUUCUUGGUUUUUCUUGUUUCUUGGGUUUUUUGGGUUCUAGCAUUUUUGUUGUUUGAUGGUUUCUUGAUUGUUCCAUUUGGGGUUUUUUCUUUUUGGGGAAAUUAAAGAUUCUUGAAAAAACAACCUAAAAAUGGUAAUUUUAAGGUUGUUUACUGCUUUGUUGGUUUGGUUGUUGUUGUUAAGGUCUGCAGAGGCUCUUCAUGAACAAGCCAUUUUGGAAGCAAUUGGCAAAGAGCUAGCAAUACCUGGUUGGGAUCUGAAUAGCACUGAUUUCUGUUCAUGGCAUAGCAUUAGUUGCAGCUCAAACAGUUCAAUGGUGGAAAGGUUGAAUCUUUCGGGUUUUCGAUUACAAGGUAAUUUGACUCUAAUAUCUGAGCUCAAAGCAUUGAAGUGGUUAGACCUUUCUAAUAACAAUUUCCAAGGUUCAAUUCCAUCAGCAUUUGGGAAUUUGUCUGAGCUUCAGUUUCUUGAUUUGUCUUUUAACAUGUUUGGAAAAACUAUUCCUGGUGAACUAGGUAAGCUCAAGAACCUUAAAGCAUUGAACCUUUCAAACAAUUUGCUUGCUGGUUCAAUACCUGAUGAGCUUGAAGGGAUGGAAAAUUUGCACUAUUUCCAAGUUUUUACCAAUAAGCUGAGUGGUUUUAUUCCAAUGUGGAUAGGGAAUUUGACUAAUCUUAGAGUGUUUGCAGCUUAUGAGAAUGAGUUUAUUGGUGACAUUCCAGUUAACUUAGGCUUACAUUCUGAGCUUUUGUUAUUGAAUCUUCAUUCAAAUAAGCUUGAAGGGACAAUACCUGAGAGUCUUUUUGCUAUGGAGAAGCUUGAAUUCUUGAUUCUGACUAAUAAUAAGUUGACUGGCCUUAUUCCUGAUUCAAUUGUGAAUUGCAAAGGCCUUUCGAAUAUUAGAAUUGGGAAUAACAAGCUGAUAGGUGGCAUACCGAAAGCGAUUGGGAAUAUAAGUAGUCUUACUUAUUUUGAAGCAGAUAAUAACACACUGUCUGGUGAAAUAGUCUCAGGAUUUGCAAAAUGCUCUAAUCUUACUCUACUUAAUUUAGCUUCAAAUGGUUUUUCUGGUACUAUCCCUCCCGAGUUUGGCGAGCUGAAUAAUCUGCAGGAGUUGAUUGUUCCGGGGAAUAACCUGUACGGAGAGAUUCCAACUUCAGUUCUGAGGUGUAAGAAUCUAAACAAGCUUGAUUUGAGUAACAACAAGUUCAAUGGAACCAUACCGGGAGAUAUAUGCAACACGACUAAACUACAGUUCUUGCUGUUGGGACAGAAUUCGUUGAGAGGGGACAUACCUCGUGAGAUAGGGUACUGCGUAAAACUGCUUGAGUUGCAAAUGGGAAGUAAUUAUCUUACUGGAAGUAUCCCUCCUGAGAUUGGUCAUAUGAAGAACUUGCAGAUUUCAUUGAAUUUGAGUCAUAAUCAUCUUCAUGGUCAGUUGCCUAAGGAUCUUGGGAAACUUGACAAGUUGGUUUCAUUAGAUGUAUCUAAUAAUCAGCUGUCGGGGAAUAUUCCGUUGGAAUUGAAAGGUAUGAUGAGUUUGAUAGAGGUUAACUUUUCGAACAAUCAAUUCACAGGUCCAAUACCUGUUUUUGCUCCAUUUGAGAAGAGCUUAAAUUCAAGCUUUCUUGGAAACAAAGGGCUUUGUGGUGAGCCUUUGAGUAGUGAUUGUGGAUAUGGUUUUGAGCAUAACGGUUAUCAUCAUCGAGGUUCCUACCGGAUCAUCUUGGCUGUUGUUGGUACUGGUUUGGCAAUUUUUAUAGCUGUGACAGUGGUUGUUUUACUCUACAUGAUGAGGGAGAAACAAGAGAAAACCACCACGGAAGCUGGAAAUACCACCGAUGAAAUUUGUGGCAAGCCAGUGAUCAUAGCAGGGAAUGUUUUCGAUGAGAAUCUCAAGCAAGCAAUAGAUUUUGAUGCAGUUGUAAAGGCAGUAAGGAAAGAUACAAAUAAGAUUAGCACUGGCACUUUCAGCAAUGUGUAUAGAGCAGACAUGCCUUCUGGGAUGAUUUUAUCGGUUAAGAGUCUAAAGUCGAUGGACAAGACUAUAAUUCAUCACCAGAGCAAGAUGAUCAGAGAGCUUGAAAAGCUAAGUAAACUCUGUCAUGAUAAUCUUACUAGGCCUAUUGGGUUUGCAAUCUACGAGGAAGUUGUUCUACUCUUACAUCAUUACUAUCCCAAUGGGACGUUGGCUCAGUUUCUUCACGAGUCUAGCCAGAAACCUGAAUACGAACCUGACUGGCCAACAAGACUUUCCAUUGCCAUUGGAGUUGCAGAAGGAUUAGCGUUCCUUCAUCACGUUGCCAUAAUCCAUCUCGAUGUUUCUUCAGGGAAUGUGUUUCUUGAUUCUAAAUUCACCCCUUUGGUUGCCGAAGUUGAAAUAUCCCGACUCCUUGAUCCAUCUAGAGGGACUGCAAGUAUUAGUGCUGUUGCUGGCUCAUUCGGAUACAUUCCCCCAGAAUAUGCAUAUACAAUGCAAGUAACAGCUCCUGGAAAUGUUUAUAGCUAUGGGGUUGUUUUGCUCGAGAUCCUUACCACACGACUACCUGUUGAUGAAGCUUUUGGUGAAGGAGUUGAUUUGGUCAGGUGGGUUCACGGUGCAUCUGCGAGAGGAGAAACACCAGAGCAGAUACUCGAUGCCAAACUUAGCACCGUUUCUUUUGCUUGGAGGAAAGAAAUGCUUGCGACUCUAAAGGUUGCAUUGAUGUGCACCGACACCAUUCCUGCAAAACGGCCAAGAAUGAAGAAGGUGGUAGAAAUGCUUCAAGAGGUUACACAAAGUUGAAUCAGAAUCAAACUUUUAUCAUCCAAAAGUCUGCUUAGUACAAAACUGUAUGAAGUUCAGUGUUCUUAGCCUAGACUAGAGGUCAAAAUAGUUAAACUAUGUAUAUUGUCUUGGGUUUCUGUCUUCUCUGAUGAUCAGCUCCGCAUUUGUAAUCUCGAUUUUCACAUUAGGGUGUAUCAGGAGAAGGGUAAAAGCCUGAAGCAGUUCUUGUUAUGUGUACCAUUUUGUACUAGGUCUGCAAUCUAUAUAUAUAGAGUUCUUUUUCUA